Emericellopsis cladophorae is the source of this 1326-nucleotide messenger RNA. Its product is annotated as Aromatic peroxygenase-like protein. The record is from RefSeq and is a predicted model, not a curated record. Gene Ontology annotation, molecular function: peroxidase activity. Lineage: Eukaryota; Fungi; Ascomycota; Sordariomycetes; Hypocreales; Bionectriaceae. Bases 1 to 1326 code for a protein of 441 amino acids. The transcript is spliced from 6 exons.
AUGAAGUCUGCUUUUGCUAUUGGCCCGGUGGCCUUGACGAGCCUCGUUCAGGCAUUUCCCACUCCAGAGAACCUGGCCAAUUUGGCCGGACACGAUGGCGAGCUGCCCGAUUCGUUUCUUGAGAAGAUCGCCGAGAUCAAUGACAAUCAGAAGCGCAGCCUCUUUGAUCCUCUCGCUGAGCCUAUCCAAAUCCAUGGCGCCCAUGAGUUUAGGGCGCCAAACUUUGCCAAAGGCGACACUCGCGGUCCAUGCCCGGGCCUCAACGCCCUCGCCAACCAUGGAUAUCUGCCUCGAUCCGGCGUUGCUGGUUUCUUUGAAGUGAUCGAGGGCAUCAACUCGGUGUUCGGCAUGGGCGUCGACCUGGCCACGAUCUUGUCCACCAUGGGAACCGUCGGUGUCGGCAAUCCCCUUUCGCUGAAGCCUGGAUUCUCCAUUGGUGGAGAGAGCAGAAAGUCCCAGAACCCCCUUGGCAAUCUUCUUGGUCUUUUAGGAACGCCCCAGGGCCUCGAUGGCAGCCACAACUGGAUCGAGGCCGACUCCUCUAAUACUCGAGACGACCUAUACGUCACCGGCGAUGCUUCGACGAUGAACAUGGAGCUCUGGACUCAGGUUUACGAAUCCAUCCUGAAGAACGGCCCCAUGGACAUUGACAUGAUGGGCGAUCGCGCUGCGGAGCGAUACCACAAGAGCGUCGCCACAAACCCUCAGUUCUGGUACGGUCCUUACACUGGCUUCAUUGUCCGCAAUGCCGGCUUUGCCUUCUCUGCCCGGCUCCUUAGCAAUCAUUCGGCAGAAAACCCCUAUGGAGGCGACCUCAACAAGGAGACCUUGAAGGCAUUCUGGGGCGUGUGCGAGGACGACAGCGGCUACUUCGAAUAUAAGAAGGGUUGGGAGCGCAUCCCGGAAAACUGGUACCGCUACAACGGCCAGUAUGGCCUCGUCAACCUGAACCUCGAUUUGGUCCGCUUCAUCACCCAUCACCCGGAACUCGCCAACAUUGGCGGCAACCUUGGCGGCGUGAACAGGUUUGCGGGCGUCGAUCUCGAAGACUUGACGGGCGGCGUGCUCAACGCUGCCUCCCUCCUGGAGGGUAACAACCUCCUCUGCUUCUCGCUGGAGCUGGUCAAGACCUUUGCGCCAAAUUCGCUGUCGGGCCUGUUCAGGACACUGGCGAAGCCGCUGAAGCUGGUCAACGACGCUCUCCUUGAUCCCCUGCUUGACUUGAACUGCCCAGCCUUUGAUGCGCUGAGCAAGGGCGGGGAUGAUAUUAUCGAAGGGCUGAUGGAGAAGUUCCCUGGAGCCAAGAAGAGUGGCUUUGCUCUGUGA